AUGGUGCUCUGUGAACAAUCUAGCACACAAAAAUGGAGGAAGCAUCUAAAACCAUUGCACACCAAAUCGGGACGAAGAAGAGAGAGAAUUAACAUAUCAAUUUUUCGUUGUGAAGAAGAAGGGAAGGAUUAUGACUUUGAUUUGUUUAUUAUUGGUGCUGGUAGUGGCGGUGUUCGUGCUACUAGAUUUUCAUCUAAUUUUGGAGCGAAGGUUGGGAUUUGUGAGCUUCCUUUUCAUCCUAUUAGCUCGGAAACAAUUGGAGGAGUCGGUGGCACGUGUGUUAUUCGUGUUUGUGUUCCCAAAAAGAUUUUGGUCUAUGGAGCUACUUAUGGAGGUGACCUUGAGGAUGCUAGAAAUUUUGGAUGGGAAUUGAAUGAGAAUGUUGACUUCAAUUGGAAGAAGCUCUUGCAAAAGAAGAGUUUUCGCUGCAACGUGGAAUGUUGGUGGUCAAUGCCCCAGCGGGAACCUUGAUCUUAGCGAUUUUCUUCAGUGUCAAAUGGGGACAUCUCAUUUGAUGCUUUUCAGGUCGAUAUUAUUGUAGUUACCGAUGGGAGCAGAAUUCUGGGACUUGGAGAUCUUGGUGUUCAAGGAAUUGGCAUUGCAAUUGGGAAGCUUGAUCUAUAUGUUGCUGCUGCUGGCAUGAAUCCUCAAAGGGCUUUGGAUAAAAUUCGUUUUGAGAGUUUGACCGAUAAAAGCAAACUGGAUAACCUGAACUUUUCAUUAGGCUUGUGCCUGACAAAGCCAAUAGGACACUCUCCAUCAUUGACAGUGGCAUCGGAAUGACCAAAGCAGGUUAUCUCUUCAUUUCAAUUAAGGUGAUUUUGCUGAAACUAUACUUAACCAA
Vicia villosa (hairy vetch) is the source of this 844-nucleotide messenger RNA. Its product is annotated as glutathione reductase, cytosolic-like. The record is from RefSeq and is a predicted model, not a curated record. Lineage: Eukaryota; Viridiplantae; Streptophyta; Magnoliopsida; Fabales; Fabaceae. The transcript has 8 exons. Gene Ontology annotation, molecular function: flavin adenine dinucleotide binding; glutathione-disulfide reductase (NADPH) activity. Gene Ontology annotation, biological process: cell redox homeostasis; cellular response to oxidative stress; glutathione metabolic process. The coding region runs from base 1 to 471 and encodes 156 amino acids. Gene Ontology annotation, cellular component: cytosol; mitochondrion.